GCUCACCCUCCUCCCCGCUCACCCUCCUCCCGCCCCCAGUUCAGGCGCAUGCUCAGCCGCGAGCUGACCCACCUGUCGGAGACCAGCCGCUCGGGGAACCAGGUGUCCGAGUACAUCGCGCAGACCUUCCUGGACCCGCCGGCCGAGGUCGAGCUUCCCCCGCUGCCCGCGGAGGACGGCGACCCCGCGGCCCCCCGGGUCAGCCUCCCCGCCGCCGCCGCGGUGCCCCGCUUCGGGGUCCGCACAGACCAGGAGGGGCAGCUGGCCAAGGAACUUGAAGACACCAACAAGUGGGGGCUGGACGUGUUCCGGGUGGCCGAGCUGAGCGGGGGCCGGCCGCUCACAGCCGUGGUGUUCAGCGUCCUGCAGGAGCGGGACCUGCUGCAGACGUUCCGGAUUCCCGCGGACGCGCUGCGCGCGUACCUGCUCACGCUCGAGGGCCACUACCACGCCGACGUGGCGUACCACAACAGCGUGCAUGCCGCCGACGUGGUGCAGUCUGCGCACGUGCUGCUGGGCGCCCCGGCCCUGCAGGCCGUGUUCACAGAUCUGGAAGUCUUGGCCGCUGUCUUUGCAUGCGCUAUCCACGACGUGGACCACCCGGGGGUCUCCAACCAGUUUCUCAUCAACACCAACUCGGAGCUGGCGCUGAUGUACAAUGACGUGUCGGUGUUGGAGAACCAUCACCUCGCGGUGGGCUUCAAGCUCCUGCAGGGAGAAAACUGCGACUUCUUCCGGAACCUCAGCGCCAAGCAGCGACUGAGUCUGCGCAGGAUGGUGAUAGACAUGGUGCUGGCCACGGACAUGUCUAAGCACAUGAGCCUCCUGGCCGAUCUCAAGACCAUGGUGGAGACGAAGAGGGUGGCCAGCCUCGGCGUCCUGCUCCUCGACAAUUACUCUGACCGCAUCCAGGUCCUGCAGAGCCUGGUGCACUGCGCCGACCUCAGCAACCCCACCAAGCCGCUGCGGCUCUACCGCCAGUGGACCGACCGCAUCAUGGCCGAGUUCUUCCGGCAGGGGGACCGCGAGCGGGAGCUGGGCCUGGAUAUCAGCCCCAUGUGCGACAAACACUCGGCCUCGGUGGAGAAAUCCCAAGUGGGAUUCAUUGACUACAUCGCCCACCCACUGUGGGAAACCUGGGCCGACCUGGUGCACCCCGACGCCCAGGAGCUGCUGGACACCUUGGAAGACAACAGAGCGUGGUAUCAGAGCAGAAUACCCGGCAGCCCCACCCUCCCCGCGGGCCGCGAGCGCCCCGGCCCUGACAGGUUCCAGUUUGAGCUAACCCUGGAGGAGGCGGAGGAGGAGGACGGGUAAUGACGGACAGGCUCGGCGCUGGACACCCAGCCCUCAGGGUCCCGGCACUUAGCGCCUGUCCUCCAGCACCAGCCCGGGGUGCAGGGUCUGCCUUCUCCGCCUGGCUCGGACCGCGAAGGCCCCGGCAGCCCCGGGCACCCCUGGCGCUGGUGACCUCUGCAGCGACGCCCGUGGCACCGGCUCCUCUUCCCACGCCGGGCCGCUCUGGCCGCAGCUUGGCUGGAAAGGCGCCGGGGCCUCCCCGACUCUGCUCCGGCUCCAGCCUGCGCGGCCGGGGCGCUCUCUGCCUUUCCUUCACUGUUUGGACUCUUUUCGAUGCAGAAGAUGGAAGCCCGGCCCCCUGCCCUGUGAGCAGAGGGACCCCCGGGUCACUGUGUCCUUGACCAGAUGCCCUGCCUUCAGCCGUCCAGACACAGACCUUUACUGAGUCCCCGGGGAGAUCCCUGUUGUAAACAGAGGCAGGGACCACCCCACUGAGGUCCAGUGUCUCCCGACUCCAGAGACUCCAGGUGACCGUCCUAGGAGGCGCCCACAGGCCUCUGUCUCCUGCGAGCUGCUCACACGGUCACUAAACACGGGUGGCGGGACCCAUGCGGGGUCUCGCUGUAGAAACCUGGAGAUGGAGCCAGGCAGUCCUGCAGCACAGCUUCACGAUAGGACCAACCCCGUGUGUAGGGCACAGCGGGCUCAGCCUGGGUCCCAGACUCAGGAGGGGCGGGGGUGAGGUGCUGGGCAGGCCCAAGAGAGGCUGGGGGCGUGGUCAGGGUGGAGCCCCGCCUAGAAUCCCCAGUGAGGGGCUGGGGGCGUGGUCAGGG
Peromyscus leucopus (white-footed mouse) is the source of this 2132-nucleotide messenger RNA. RefSeq names its product phosphodiesterase 4C (gene Pde4c). Gene Ontology annotation, molecular function: 3',5'-cyclic-AMP phosphodiesterase activity. NCBI's taxonomy places the organism in Eukaryota, Metazoa, Chordata, Mammalia, Rodentia, Cricetidae. Gene Ontology annotation, cellular component: nucleus; perinuclear region of cytoplasm; cytosol. Gene Ontology annotation, biological process: signal transduction. The record is from RefSeq and is a predicted model, not a curated record. The transcript has 9 exons. The coding region runs from base 49 to 1317 and encodes 422 amino acids.